AUGGCGGCCCUCCCGAAGUGCGGUGUUUCUCCUCGCCUCACCUCACUGUGUCAGCAGUCCAGUGCCAACAGAAACAUUUCAGACCAAAUGUCUUGAUCGUCACUUCUGGCUUUCUGUCAAGUCCAGCUUCAUUGGCCGGGUGAUUCGUUUUGACUUUGAAGACCAAUAUGGACUCCACUUCCUGUCUGAUCACGAGGCCACGCUCUGUGGUUACACUGUCCUAAUCAAUGACGUUGGAGACCUGGUGUUUCGUGCCUCCUUCCUGGCCUGUCACGUCCACAGUGAGAGAGGCACAGACUAUCACCUGCGUCUUUGGUUUGUGAACCUGCAGGCGGAUGGGAAAGCAGCAGCGUAUCCCUUUCAGCUCAGCUGCUCUCUCCAGGGGCGCUGGAGCACCAGAGAGAUCGUGUGUGAGGAAAACUAUAUGGAGGUGUCUGUGCAGCAACCUAUCCUGCCCAUUACAUCCAAAAAGAAGUUGAAGGGAGCUGACGAGGCAGCAAUGGCUGUGAUGUUCCACACAGAUGACCAGUCACCAGAGGAAGUGAGGGUGUUCUCCCCGAUAGAGGCUGCUGCUCUUGGCUACCACAUCUCACUGCAUGGCUCUCACCUCACCCUCCGCUGCCCCUACUCCUCCCGUUUCUCAUACUUUGUCAAGGAGAGUGGAGUGGAUUUAGAGAUUGUCAGAGCAAUCAUCCUGUACCAACUCCUGGCUGUUGAAAUCACUGCUGCCUGCACACUGAGUGAGGCUACAGCUGAUGGGUCUGACCUGCUGUGGACUGUCCCUUAUAUUCUCUCUCCGUUAGUCCACGGUCGGUUCAGAGACAGAGGCGUUAGGGUCAGAGUAAACGGCCUGGCUCUGAGUGAGUCUGAAAGUAAAAAGAGGGGAUACAAGAUGGGCCUGCAGGAGGGGAGAGUGGAGGUCAGGAUUCCUGUUGGAGCCCAUGGUGGACACAUUAAGAGUGGUGUUGUGAGGGGACAGUACAGCCAGUCCAUGCCCACAGAUCUGUUCUUCAUGAGUCAGUGGGAGGAUGAGCGCUGGCCUUUCACGCAGCAUCGCUCCUUCAGGCUCCUCAAGACUCCUCUCAUCCCACAAAUCCCAGUCCUCACCAACAAUACAGGCCUAUCUGACGGAUCGUUCUCCGCCAUAUUAGGCGUCUUUGCACCUGAUGUUUCCCUCCAGAGAGUGACAGUAGAUGGUGGUGGUGGUGACUUUUUAACCUGGACCCAGAGUGACACAGACGACCUCAGUGUGUCCAGGAUCUCCCACGCCAACGGGAGCCACUCCUACCAGCUUCGUUUCCCGUUGUCACACCCAAAAAUAAUCCCAGAGUAUAUAGGUGGUGGCUAUGAGACGUACAGGCUCUCCUUCUCCUUUACUUUUAACAUCUUACCCAGCGGAAAGGUGUUUUACCAUCGAGCUACUAUAGAGCAGAGUGUCGAAUACACAGCUCCACGUUCCCCCAAGCUGGAGGGGAAGUGCACAGAGAGCAGCCUGCUGGUGCUGCUGCGCCACGGGACCAAGACCGAGCUGCAGUGGGAGCUGUUCCUCAGAGCUCACAAGCUGGACUGGGACCUGGUGGAGAUGGGUGGGUUUGUGGUGGAGGCGGAGGAGGACUACUUGUCUGUGGAGAUCCCCUUUGACAGCCCUGGGAUGAACUAUGAGGAACUGACAUUGCAGGGUCUUGUCGCAGGAGUGGAAGUGUCUGUUGUGGAUGCAGCGUCUCUGAAAGUGGAGGACAGUCUCGUCCAUAAAUGCACUUUUCCAGCGAGAGAGCUGCUAGUAUGUUUGCCAGAAGGGAGGAUGGUGGCAGUGGUCGACACCACCCACACCAUCCCACCCACUCAUCCCAACCGAACCACUCUAUUGGACCCCAGUUGUGUUCCCAUGGAGACGGACAGUGCUAGAGCUCUGUUCAGCUUCAGCCUGGAUUCCUGUGGGACAACUGUAACUACUGAGGGAAGUCUCCUUGUUUAUGAAAACCAGAUCAGUUACCCUCAAGAUUUUCUGCCUUUGGGUGAUCCUCUCAUACACAGAGAUUCUCCAUACAGGCUGACAAUUCAGUGUCGCUACCCAGCAAACGAUAGCCGUACUGUGGCUAUGCAACACCCUUUGCACUCCUCUCUGGACCUUUCACCCACGCCAGUCAAAGGCACACAGAGGGAAGCUGCAAGCACAGCACAAUCAGGCCAAAGAAAAUCAAGAGUGAAUUUGGAAGGAAAGCAAAACCUUCAUCAAGUUUCAGUCGGGAUCAAAUGGACGCUUGUCUUCAUUCUGCUGUUGCUGAUGCUCUGCACAUGGGUGUGUGCAUACGUAACCUGUAAAUUAAAUAAAUGAAUGCUGUUUUAUUUUACCUUUUUA
Epinephelus lanceolatus (giant grouper) is the source of this 2359-nucleotide messenger RNA. The record is from RefSeq and is a predicted model, not a curated record. Lineage: Eukaryota; Metazoa; Chordata; Actinopteri; Perciformes; Serranidae.